Messenger RNA from Haliotis rubra (blacklip abalone), 2145 nucleotides. Its product is annotated as collagen alpha-1(VI) chain-like. NCBI's taxonomy places the organism in Eukaryota, Metazoa, Mollusca, Gastropoda, Lepetellida, Haliotidae. The transcript is spliced from 4 exons. The record is from RefSeq and is a predicted model, not a curated record. The coding region runs from base 192 to 1832 and encodes 546 amino acids.
CAAGCCGGGGUCUCCAUUUGUGGCUCAGUCAAGACAGAAAGAAGUUCCUCAAAGCUACAGUCCACACACGUGAUAAUACCAACAAGGCGGGGUAUCCAUGUAAACUAUAUAUACUACACGUCCCUCGAGACUUAACACUCACCUACUCACACGCAUCGGUCGGUGCCCGCCAGCGCUUUAAAGGUAUAGAAAUGGCGAGCGACAUAGGUCUGAUCACCCUGGCGAUAGUGAGUAUAUUGGGCUUGUCCCAUGCUCUCAGUGUAGCUGCACCCUACGACAAACGUCAACAGUUACCUGACCACCUACAGUGGAUCGACAACGCAGGGUAUCCCGCGGAGGGUCGGGCCCCUGAUGGCCACCAACUGACCCGGAAGGAAGUGACGAAGACAAACAAGACGCGUCUGGACGUGAAUUAUCAGAAUGACCAGUCGCACGUUGAAGAAACUGAGUACCAAUAUGGCGGACAGAAACGCCCGAGCGCUUGUAAGAGCGCGAACAGCUUCCUGAAGACGAAGCUCAAGAACCUCCGCCAGCAGUACAAACAGAAGAUGAAGGCUAUCAAGAAGAUCAUUAUCAAACUGCUCGACGACAGCUUCGACGACCCUAACGAUCCCGUUGCCGAUUUCUGCACCGUCAAUGGCGAGGUGGUCGACGUUCCGACGUCCAACGCUCCGCUCAACGAUGAAAAUAUCCGGGCCGCGAACAGCGAGGAACCAUGCAAGGUCAGCCCGUGGUCGGAGUGGAAGACGUUGGCUUUCGGUACCCUCGAGAGACGACGGGAGGUGGAGAGUGACGGGUGUGGAUGUCCCCCUGAGGACGAGCUGGUCCAGGUGAUCGACGUGGGACUCUACCUUGGAAACAACACAUCGCCCAAGUUCCAAAACCCUGAUGUUGUUGGCAAUAAUUUCGACGAGGAUUUCCUCAACCACUUCGGGGGCAACAACGGCGAUGGCGGAAACAAUGGAGGAAACGGCGGAAACUCUGUGGGAUACGGGAACUCUAAUGGUGGCAAUAACGGUGGCAACAAUGGCGGCAACAAUGGCAGCAACAACGGCAGCAACAACGGCAGCAACAACGGCGGCAACAACGGCGGCAACAACGGCAGCUACGGCAAUGGUGGCGGAUUCGGAAACGGCGGCAACAGUGGCGGUAACGGUAUUGGUAGCAACAAUGGUGGAAACGGCAACGGCGGAUCCAACAACGUCGGCAACGGUGGAUCUGGAUCAAGUGUUCGGGAUAUCCUUCUUGUACUUGACUCUUCCGGUUCCAUUGAAACUGACGAUUUCGAGCUGAUGAAAGAUGGCGUGGUCAUGAUGAUUGAUUUAUUUUGCGGUGGUUUUGGGCCCCUUAAAACCAACAACCGCCUCGCCAUAGUCCAGUUUGCCAGCAACGUCACCGUCAUCCACCGAUUCAGCGACUCCCAGUAUCCCGCGGACUUGAAAGAAAAGGUACAGAAGCUCAGGCACUACAAGGGAAACACGUGCACCGGAAACGCGCUGCAGGCGGCCAUGAAGAAAGUUUUCAGUUUCCUUUACGGUAUGCGGGACUACACAGUGAAAGACACCUUGAUCGUGACCGACGGGCAGUCUAAUUGUGGCAUUGAUAUCCGCCGCGCGGCCUCUGAACUCCAACAAGCCAGCAACGUCUUUGCCCUUGGCGUUGGCAUAGCUGGCAAGGUCAAGGCCAGAGAUGAAGUCAAAUCUGUUGUUUCCAUGGAGGACCCUCAUCACAUUUUCUCUCUAGCGAAGUUCGCCGACUUCAAGGAAAUGGUAGAAAACCUCAAGAGACACAGGGCUACCAACAACCCAUGCACGCCCAUUCAAGACCCUUGAACGGGUUCGGAUUGAGGCCAGUGGGCGGUGAAGGUUGGGAGCGUCGGCUUGGUUUGGGCAGAUUUUAAAGAGGGAAUGUGUUGGGAAUAUGACAGAGACUGUUCCUCGAUGAAGAAGAUGGUUCUGUUUGGCUGCGACUCUAUAUUACAAUAAAUAACGUUACAUUUUGAACCUAGAACUGUUGAAAAACAUGCCAUCUGUCCUGAAGACCGUGUAACGGCUUGCCCGACUGUAUGUAAGAUGUGUUUACAUCAGUGCGCAUCCUGCCGCCAGUACCUGUUUCGUUUGUGAUUAAAAUUCAUUCACAAAGUCA